Rubroshorea leprosula is the source of this 1263-nucleotide messenger RNA. The record is from the annotation of a GenBank genome assembly. Lineage: Eukaryota; Viridiplantae; Streptophyta; Magnoliopsida; Malvales; Dipterocarpaceae.
UAGGGCUUAAAAGAACAAACAAAGCCGUAGAAGAGGGCUCUCUCUUGGUUGAGCGUACUUGUUAUCUUUACUUACCCCCAAGCCAAAGAUGGAUCGGUACCAGAGGGUGGAGAAGCCGAAAGCAGAGACGCCGAUUGACGAGAAUGAGAUUCGUAUUACGAGUCAGGGCCGGAUGCGCAGCUACAUCACUUACGCCAUGACUUUGCUUCAGGAGAAAGGUUCGAAUGAAAUCGUCUUCAAGGCAAUGGGAAGGGCCAUCAACAAGACUGUUACUAUAGUGGAGUUGAUAAAGAGAAGAAUUCCGGGUCUUCAUCAGGUUACCUCAAUUGGAUCAACAGACAUAACAGAUACAUGGGAGCCUUUGGAGGAAGGCCUCCUGCCUUUGGAGACCACAAGGCACGUCUCAAUGAUCACAAUAACCCUUUCAAAAAUGGAACUCAAUACAUCCUCUGUUGGGUAUCAGCCUCCAUUACCUAUUGAACAGGUGAGGGCAUCUGCAGAAUUGGAUUAUGAAGGAGAGGGUUCACCUACUGGCCGUGGUAGGGGACGAAGUGGUAGAGGAAGAUCAAGGGGUAGAGGAAAUGGUUAUGUUAAUGCUGACUACGAGGAUGGAGGGUAUGAUCGCAACCGUGGCUAUGUUAGGGGUAGGGGCCGGGGAAGAGGCCGUGGUUUCCGUGGCCGUCCAAGGGGAGGGUAUAAUGGACCUCCAGUUGAUAUGCCUCAAGAUGGAGGCUACAAUCAUGAGCCACCUAUUCAAGGCCGCGGACGUGGUCGUGGCAGGGGAUACCGUGGAAGGGGCCGUGGCUACAGAUCCAAUGGACCGAUCCAGGCAGCAGCAUGAGGCGAUGGGCUUUUGUGAAUGAGAUGCAAAUGGACUGAUGGAUGCCUUCCCUAUCUUAUGUUCAUUUUCUGGUUGUCCUUUAUUUUAGGUCCCUUAAUGCCAGUUUUUAACUUUAGGAUGUAAUAUCAGUGUCUAUUACCUUAUUCCUUGUUCUUUUUUAGUUCCCAUACAUCCUGGUUAUCCUUAGGAUAUGUUUUUAUGUAAUCAUUGUAGAGUAGUGAGUGGCAUUCAUUAAGCAGUUCUUUCUGUUUUUUAUAGGCACAGUUGAGAUGUUUGGUUAAUUUAAUUGUAACCUAUAUCUUGACAACUAAUUUUAAUUCCUCUAUGCGUUAACUUUUCUGUCCACCUAUUUUGCCCUUCGAAGCUUCCUUUUUUCCUCCAGACUAUCCCAAUAAUCUCAGAAAUAGAUGAAUUUCAAUUUG